UAACUGAGCGCUCAGACCUCAUUCACUUUCAGCUGCUGCUGCUGCUCCUCCUGUGACCCUGGAAUAGCGGAGAACAUGCCUCGGGGCGCUGUGCACUCACCACUUUUAUUGCUUUGUUCCUUGUCGCUAAUCUUCUUCUCUCAUCGUGUGACAGCCUCGGACAUUGAAGCUGAUCUCGCACCGAUUUCCCCAGAUAAACUGUUGGUUUUAACAGUAGCCACAAGAGAAACAGAUGGCUUCCAUCGUUUCAUGCAGUCUGCAAAGCACUUCAGCUAUACUGUGAAGAUUCUAGGACAAGGUAUAGAAUGGAAAGGUGGAGAUGUAGCACAUACAAUUGGUGGCGGCCAGAAGGUCCGGUUGUUGAAAGAGACAUUGGAAAGCCUUGAGGAGCAAGAUGAUCUUGUUAUUCUCUUUACUGAUAGCUAUGAUGUUAUCUUUGCUGGAGGCCCAGAGGAAGUGCUGCUAAAGUUCCAGCAGUCUAACCAUAAGGUUGUUUUUGCUGCUGAAGGAUUAAUAUGGCCGGAUAAAAGACUGGCUGACAAGUAUCCUGUUGUGCGCAGUGGGAAACGAUUCCUUAAUUCAGGAGGAUUUAUCGGAUAUCUGCCAUAUGUUAAACAAAUUGUGCAGCAAUGGAAUCUCCAGGAUAACGACGAUGAUCAACUUUUCUACACCAAAAUCUACAUAGAUCAAACCCAAAGGGGCAACAUCAAUAUCACACUGGAUCACAAAUCAAGAAUUUUCCAGAACAUUAAUGGAGCACUUGAUGAAGUUAUUUUAGCUUUUGAAGAUGGAAAAGCACGUGUUCGGAAUUCGCAGUAUGAAACCUUGCCGGCUUUAAUACAUGGAAAUGGCCCAACAAAGCUUCAGCUGAACUACUUUGGUAAUUACAUUCCCAACGUUUGGGCACCUGAAACUGGAUGUGGGACUUGUGAUCUAGACACAAUUGACUUAUCUGCUGCAACUGCUUACCCAAAAGUAACCAUUGGAAUCUUCAUUGAACAGCCCUCCCCUUUCUUGCCUGAAUUCUUCAGCAGAUUGCUGGCGUUAGAUUAUCCCAAAGAGAAUCUAUUUUUCUUCAUACAUAACAGUGAAGUGUAUCAUGAACAGCAUAUUGUAAAGUUUUGGGAACAAGCCAAGAAUGUCAUUGGAGAUUUAAAAGUUGUUGGACCGGAAGAGCCAAUCACGCAAGCUGAAGCAAGAAAUAUGGGAAUGGACAUCUGUCGGCAGAAUAAAGAAUGUGACUAUUACUUUAAUAUCGAUGCUGAUGUAAUGCUGACCAAUCCCCAGACUUUAAAAAUACUUAUCGAACAAAACAGAAAAAUUCUUGCACCACUUAUAACACGUCAUGGUAAACUCUGGUCCAACUUCUGGGGUGCACUGACGGCAGAUGGUUUCUAUGCACGAUCUGAAGAUUAUGUGGAUAUAGUUCAAGGCAAAAGAGUAGGUCUAUGGAACAUGCCUUAUAUAGCCCAUGUGUAUUUGAUAAAAGGAGAAACUCUCAGGUCAGAAAUGCAGGAAAGAAACCAGUUUGCUCUGGACAGACUGGAUCCUGACAUGGCCCUUUGCAGAAAUGCCAGGGAAAUGAAUUUACAGAGAGAAAAAGACUCCCCAUCUCCAGCAACUUUCCAUAUGUUCAGCCCCCCAAAGGGUGUUUUCAUGUACAUAACAAACAGACAUGAAUUUGGAAGACUCCUUUCAACCGCCAAUUACAAUACUACUCACUAUAACAAUGACCUCUGGCAAAUAUUUGAGAAUCCUGUGGACUGGAAAGAAAAGUAUAUAAGUGCAAACUACUCAAAGAUCUUUACCCAAAACAUUGUUGAACAGCCAUGUCCAGAUGUUUUCUGGUUUCCAGUGCUUUCAGAAAAGGCCUGUGAUGAACUUGUAGAAGAAAUGGAGCACUUUGGUGAAUGGUCUGGCAGCAGAAAUACAGAUACUCGAAUUGCUGGUGGAUAUGAGAAUGUGCCAACUGAUGACAUCCACAUGAAACAGAUUGGUUUAGAUGAGGAAUGGCUCCAUUUUAUAAGGGAAUACAUUGCUCCUAUAACUUUGAAAGUCUUCGCUGGCUAUUACACAAAGGGGCACGCGUUGCUUAAUUUUGUUGUAAAAUAUACUCCAGAUCGACAAUCAUUUCUCCGUCCCCAUCACGAUGCUUCAACAUUCACUAUCAAUAUUGCACUUAACAAGAAAGAUAUAGAUUUCCAGGGAGGUGGGUGUAAGUUUUCUAGAUAUAACUGCUCAAUUGAUUCUCCAAGAAAAGGCUGGAGUUUCAUGCACCCAGGACGUCUUACACACUUACACGAAGGUCUUCCUGUCACCAAUGGAACUAGAUACAUAGCAGUCUCAUUCAUUGAUCCAUAAAAAAAAAAAAUACAUGAUGCCAACUUCCUAUUUUGUAGCAACUCUUCUAGAGAGUUUUCUAUAUUUCUUGAUGUGACUUGUUAUAAUUUAUAGAACUCCUUCCAAACAGAAAAUUUGCUACUGUGUAAUUUUAAAAAAAAACUUGUACUGACCAAAAGAGGAAAUUUAUUUAUUUUUUUAAAAUUUGUGAUGGAAGUUCAGCUGCCUCUAAUUUCACAUUCUUAAAAUGUGUAAGCUUUUGACUUGAAUGGAAUCCACCAUCUCCUGUCAUAUUGUCUUAAUCAUGUCUGCCUUUAAAACCAGACGCCUUGUGUCAGAAGGUGCCACAGGAACUGGUGAUUGAGUAGUCUGCAAUGUAACCUCUUCAACCCCAUCUAAAGCCAAGCACUGUAAUGUGACCGCACCUAGUGACUCUGGGCUGAAGCUUCAAGAUUCACUCGACUACACUGCUGCUGCCCUAGACCUCUAUAAUAUCUAUGCUAUUGGCUCUGAGACUACUACACAAGACAGGCAGUUUCUAGUAUUGACUUAGGUUGACAUUGGCAGACUUUUACUAAUAUCAAUGUCUGCUUUUGGGAGAAUAUUUUAAGAGUAGGAUCUAAAAGAUGGUGGAUAUUAAAACAUAUUUAACACUUUUUCCCCAUAAGUGAUGUGAAUGCUAUUUUUUUAAUGUAACCUUGAAAAAGCUAUAGAAGAAAUCUAAAAGCUCCACUGUCCUGUCUAGUUUAAAGUUGCGUGAAAUCGAAGGUGUAGAGCAGGGACCAAUGGAAUGGAAAAUUAAUUAAUAUAAACGAAUGUGUGCACAGCUGAUGUAAUAACUUCAUGGAUUAUUUCAAAUACUUUCUUAAAUGCUAAUAUUUAAUGAUGGGCAAACUUGUCCUGUUUCGCUGUGAAACGCGUCGCCAGCGUCGGAAUUGUCACGGGCGUCAAAUGGCUUUGACGCCGGCAAUUUUCAGAAUUUGUUCACCGAUGGCAAAACGAGGAAAUUCCCCCACAAAUUUGCGCCUGCCGAAUAAAUUCACCCACCACUACUAAUAUUACAUUCAUUUAUCCUGAUAGUCUUGUGUAUAGACCUAUACAGAAGAGUGUAUCAUAAUUACCCAAUAAUACAUACCCAGGUAUGCCUGAUAAUUUAUUCCCAGCUUCAGUUCUAAUUUUAUCUAAGGUAGACUGCCCUAAAGUUUUCCAAUUAAGUGUCAAAUUGUAUACACAUUUUAGAGAAGCAAACAUUUAUAAAUAAAAAAUAUUGUGCUGUGGUAUAAUUUUAUUUCGUAGUCAGUGAGAAAAGUCAUCUGAUUGAUCCCAUUUUAUAUCAUUAUUUCCUCAGACAUUAUUUACAGUUACAAUUGUUUUUUUUGUUUUUUUUUAAUAAUAUUUUGCUCCUAAUUUCUUAAUAUUGCAAUUUUUCUGCAACCGGAUCGCUGCGGUUUUCACUUUCCACUGAUCUCUAUUGAAAUUGCACGGAGCAGUUCAAAUUUUAAAUGAAGAUUCUAAGUAAUGAUAGCAAAUCCUAAUAGAUCCCCUUUACUGUUGAAGUUAAGACAAAGGCUUUGUCUACUAUGGAUUAGAAUAUUUUUUUCACUAUUUUAUUUUUACAUUUUCUCAUUUUAACUUUUGCUAUUUUAGUCACAUGCAAGUAAUCACCCUUGGACCAGAGCAAGCCCUUUUCAUGGUACAGUAACAACCAAUCACCAAUUAAUGAUCUACUGCAAAAUAGAAGAUGAAAGCAAAGAUUUGAUUGGUUCCAUUUAGCACCUAGGUUUUUAAAACAGAUUCAGAAUAUCCAGGGCACAGGCAUCUCAGGGGCACAGACAUCUUGGUAUCUUUUUACCAUAUAAUAAAAAACAUUAACAUCUGGGGUUUCUAUGAUUCACUAGAUUUACUGUAGCAUUUUUUGUGUGCCACGGGACUCUUCUGCCAUGAGGCAAGUUGAAGGCAAAUAGUGAUAGAAAGCUGCCAUUGGUAACUUUAAUUGUAGAGUCAGAAAUGUCCCCAAGCUUUAUAUAUUGUUCUCUGCUCAAUGCCAAAGCCUGAAUAAGCAUCAAGGUGUAUAUAAUCGUCUACUAAAGUGAAGUGCCUUAAUAAGAAAAUAGUGUAAUUACUCUAUACACAAAGUGAUUCCUUUUAUUCCAAAAUGUGGACACUUGGCCAAGAACGGCAAAUGCUUGCACAUUUUAAAAAUGUGUUCUGAGAUAAGUACAUUUUAUGAACAUGUUAAAUUACUUGAAUUGUGUGUGGAAACGUUGUUAAGCUUUCCUUUUUUUGUGUCUAUGUCUAUGAUAUAAUUUGCAUAUGUGCAGUUCCUUUUAUCUCUUUGUUGUACUUGAACAAAUCUUUGGUCCUGAAAAGUAGACGCCAUCAAAAAUUUGUGAUAAAUAAAUAAUUUAAAAUAA
Molecule: messenger RNA, 4754 nt
Organism: Xenopus laevis (African clawed frog)
Lineage: Eukaryota; Metazoa; Chordata; Amphibia; Anura; Pipidae
Gene: plod2.L
Product: procollagen-lysine, 2-oxoglutarate 5-dioxygenase 2 L homeolog
Exons: 20
Coding region: 76-2361 (761 amino acids)
Cellular component (GO): rough endoplasmic reticulum; endoplasmic reticulum membrane; endoplasmic reticulum
Molecular function (GO): procollagen-lysine 5-dioxygenase activity; L-ascorbic acid binding; 2-oxoglutarate-dependent dioxygenase activity
Source: RefSeq, a predicted model, not a curated record